AAGCAAUUUGAAAACUAACAAAUUGUUGGCAUAUAGGGGGGGUCAAUGGUAGCCCAUUGCCAUCUAAUAGUAGAAAUAGAAAUAAACUUUAAUUAAGCUAUCGAUAUUUUCGGGUUGGCUGCCCCCCAUUGCCAUUUGAUCAGGUGAUUCCGACAAACAACACGAAAAGUACUUAAUUUCUCCAUUGAUUGAUCAACUGAAGCGAUGUCGUUCUCGUUCUUCAAGGCCUUAAGGCCUAAAACCCCACAAGAACUCGCCAAAGCAAUCAAAGACAGCCUCAUGGCUCUCGACACCAAAACUGUUGUUGAGGUUAAAGCACUCGAAAAGGCAUUAGAAGAAGUUGAGAAGAAUUUUGGUGCAAUGAAACUUCUGCUUUUAGGAGAUGGGGAGGUUGAACCAAAUGUGGAUCAAGUGUCACAAUUAGCUGUAGAAAUUUGUAAAGAGGAUGUAAUUGCUCUUUUCUUUCACAAAUUAUCUAUACUUGGGUGGGAGGCAAGAAAAGAUUUAGUCCAAUGUUGGUCCAUACUAUUGAAGCAAAAAGUUGGAUCAACUCAUUGUUGUGUGCAAUUCUUGGAGAAUCAUUCAGAUUUGUUGGAUUUUCUUGUUGCGGGUUAUGAUAACAAGGAGAUUGCUUUAAAUUGUGGAAACAUGUUGAGGGAAUGCAUCAAGUUCCCGAAUCUUGCAAAGUAUAUAUUAGAGUCUCCAAGCUUUGAACUAUUCUUUAAGUAUGUGGAGCUUGCUAACUUUGAUGUUGCUUCUGAUGCAUUUUCGACUUUCAAGGAUCUUCUUACCAAACAUCCAAUUGCAGUAUCUGAAUUCUUAACUUCUCAUUAUAAUGAGUUCUUUGAGCAGUAUGAAACACUCUUAACCUCUAAUAAUUAUGUUACAAGAAGACAAUCUUUAAAGCUUUUGUCAGAGUUCCUUUUAGAGCCUCCAAGCUCCCAUAUAAUGAAAAAAUAUAUUGCAGAAGUUCAACACUUCAAAGUCAUGAUGACAUUGUUAAAGGAUACAAGCAAAAACAUCCAGAUCUCUGCAUUCCACAUUUUUAAGAUCUUUGUGGCUAACCCUAACAAACCUCGAGAAAUAAAAGUCAUAUUAGCAAAGAACCAUGAAAAAUUGCUGGAAUUGCUAAACAAUUUAUCUGCUGGAAAAGGUGGUGAUGAUGAUCAAUUUGAAGAGGAAAAGGAACUUAUCAUCAAAGAAAUAGAAAGAGUAUCUCAACUCCCAGAUCUUGAUUCUUAGAUACAGAAGACUAUCUUUGGUUGAAAUAAACAGCUGCUGGUUUCUAACCUGAUUCUAAAUGUGUUAUUAUGUGUACCAAAAUAUCAUUAUUUUCAUUUCACCUUUGGCACGAGUUAAAGUUUUUUGCAACAGGAUGCUACUUUUUAAUUUUUAUGUAAGCUCAAAUAUAUGUAACUAUUAUGCAUCCUAUUCGGUUUAUAUGUGUAAAAGUCAUUUGGUUGUUUUUGUGAUAAAGUAGAUCAAAAAGUAACUAUAA
Messenger RNA from Lactuca sativa (garden lettuce), 1498 nucleotides. Its product is annotated as Mo25 family protein. NCBI's taxonomy places the organism in Eukaryota, Viridiplantae, Streptophyta, Magnoliopsida, Asterales, Asteraceae. The record is from RefSeq and is a predicted model, not a curated record. Gene Ontology annotation, molecular function: protein serine/threonine kinase activator activity. Gene Ontology annotation, biological process: intracellular signal transduction.